Messenger RNA from Neocloeon triangulifer, 2587 nucleotides. Its product is annotated as annulin. Gene Ontology annotation, molecular function: protein-glutamine gamma-glutamyltransferase activity. NCBI's taxonomy places the organism in Eukaryota, Metazoa, Arthropoda, Insecta, Ephemeroptera, Baetidae. Gene Ontology annotation, biological process: peptide cross-linking. Bases 56 to 2425 code for a protein of 789 amino acids. The record is from RefSeq and is a predicted model, not a curated record. The transcript is spliced from 14 exons.
GGCUCUCACACGAGACGAGAUCCACACUCGAAAUCAGUUUCUCUCGCGAGUCACCAUGGGCAAGGUGUACUCACGACUCAGGGAUAGGGUCUUCAAGCCGAGGGCCCCUCCCAGCGACGUCACAGACGCCCCCGCUGCCCUGCCACGACCACCCUUAGCCUCUGAGGUCACGGAGAAGCCUUCCCUGCAGGUGCUGAGUGCCAACCUGUUGCUCGCCGAAAAUGGGGGUCCGCACCACACGGCCGAGUUCGACCUCAUGGAGAGGGUGCAGGGGGCCAAACUUGUGGUCAGGAGAGGUCAACCCUUCGUGCUGCAGCUCGCCCUCAACAGGGGUUUGCAGCCUGAGCAGGACGCGGUUUCCUUCAUUUUCACCCUUCAAGGCUUGAAAAAGCGCAAAGUGCGCGUGAGGGACUACUCGUCUGAGAAUAAUGAGAGCGGUUGCUACCGCUUCUGUGGUGAACCAAAAUACGUUUGGGUUGAGAAGCCGACCCAUGGUCACAACACUUUGAUUGCUAUUCCUUUGCUGGCGCACGGCUCACAGCCACAGUCUGCAAGCGUCUGGGCGGCGGCUAUCGAGAAAAACAUGCCAGAUGCCAAAGCUGUGCGAGUUGUAAUAACGCCAGCAGCCGAUGCUAUAAUAGGUCAGUGGAAAGUGGAGGUUGACACUAAAAAACAACUGGAAGGCAGUGCAGUCAGCUACACUUUUCCCGAUCCAAUUUACAUUCUUUUCAAUCCUUGGUGCAAAGAUGAUUCGGUGUAUAUGGAGGGAGAGCACGAGCGCAACGAGUAUGUCCUCAACGACACGGGCAUCAUUUGGCGCGGCAGCUACAACCGGCUGCGGCCAACGGUUUGGCACUACGCGCAGUUCGAGGCCGACGUCCUCGAAUGCGCCGUGCACUUGGUGUCCGUCGUGGGAAAAAUGGGUCCAGCGUCGCGCGGAGAUCCUGUGCGCACCGCGCGAGCCAUUUCGGCCGCCGUCAAUUCUCCGGACGACAACGGCGCCGUCAUGGGCAACUGGUCUGAUGAUUACGGCGGUGGCACGGCACCCACCAAGUGGCUCGGGUCCAGCCAAAUUCUCCAAAAGUAUUGGAAGGACAAGAAGCCUGUCAAGUACGGACAGUGCUGGGUAUUUGCCGGUGUCGUCACAACAAUCGCUCGGGCUCUUGGCAUUCCUUCACGGCCUGUUACCAAUUACUCGUCAGCCCACGACACCCAAAGCUCUUUGACGGUGGACUAUUUUGUCAAUGAAAAGGCAGAAAUCAUGGAGGAGCUCAAUAGUGACUCUAUUUGGAACUUCCAUGUGUGGAAUGAGGUUUGGAUGCAGCGUCCAGAUUUGAGCGCUGAAUACGACGGCUGGCAGGUUGUGGACGCCACGCCGCAGGAGCAGAGUGAGGACAUGUAUCGUUGCGGUCCUGCCUCCGUGGCCGCCGUCAAAAAGGGCGAAGUGCGCAAACCGUUCGACGGCUCUUUUGUUUACGCAGAGGUGAACGCGGACAAAGUUUUCUGGCGCUACAACGGCCCAACGCAACCACUCAAGUUGUUGCGGAAAGAUAUGAAAGGAAUCGGAAGGUUCAUCAGCACAAAGGCCAUUGGAAGCACUUUCAGAGAUGACAUUACGGAGUUCUACAAAUACCCCGAAGAGAGCAAAGAGGAAAGAGCGGCAAUGCUGACAGCUUUGCGGCAAAGUGCAUCCAUGUUCAGCAGAUAUUACCUCAACGAGGACUUCAAUGACAUGCACUUUGAUUUUGAACUGCGAGAUGACAUAAAAAUUGGCGAACCGUUCAGCGUGGUUCUUGUGAUGAAAAAUCGCAGCCGCAACACAGAUCACACGGUCACAGUGACCUUAAGGGUUGACACUGUGAACUACACAGGGCGCAUCAAGGAGGGCGUGAAAAAAGAAACUACAGAUAGGCUCGUCAAAGCUGGAGCUGUGGAGGAAAUAAGAAUGGACGUUUCUUAUGAUGAGUAUUCGGUGCACCUUGUGGACCAGGCCAGUUUCAACAUUGCCUGCAUGGCGGCUGUCAAAGACACGCAAUAUGAAUACUUUGCUCAAGACGACUUCCGAGUGCGGAAACCCGAUAUCAAAUUCAAAUUGGGUGGUGAUGUCGUCGAAGGUAAAGAAUGCACGGCCACUGUUUCGCUGACCAAUCCACUGCCAGUGCCUUUGAAGAAUGGAACGUUUUCAGUGGAGGGUCCUGGUAUUGUGAAAACUUUAAAGCUGAGGCUGCCAGGAAAUCUGGCGCCACAAGCAACAGGAAGCGUGGAUUUCAAGUUUUCGCCGCACUUCGCAGGAAAGAAAACGCUUUCGGCCAAGUUUUCUUCCGCCGAGUUGGACGACGUUGACGGUUUCCUGGAGUUUAUGGUUAAAGAAGUCGCCACUCCAGCUACCAAUGGAGACGCCCCACUUGCAACUUCAGAAAUUUGAAUUAAAGUGUGCAAGGAUAAAAAUAUUAUGUACUUUUUACAAACUGAAAGAGCAUUUAUGUUGCUUAAUUUAAAUAUCUUGAUAUUUUAUGUAUCUAUAAUCUCGUAAAUUGUAAGAAAAAUUAAAAGUUUUUAUGAAUUACAAAAGAAAAAAUUGUUUAAG